Messenger RNA from Cyanidioschyzon merolae strain 10D, 1590 nucleotides. Its product is annotated as serine hydroxymethyltransferase, cytosolic. Gene Ontology annotation, biological process: L-serine catabolic process; tetrahydrofolate interconversion; folic acid metabolic process. The record is from RefSeq and is a predicted model, not a curated record. Gene Ontology annotation, molecular function: glycine hydroxymethyltransferase activity; cobalt ion binding; pyridoxal phosphate binding. Gene Ontology annotation, cellular component: cytoplasm. The coding region runs from base 1 to 1590 and encodes 529 amino acids. The transcript has a single exon. NCBI's taxonomy places the organism in Eukaryota, Rhodophyta, Bangiophyceae, Cyanidiales, Cyanidiaceae.
AUGCUCUCAUCUGCUACUCUACGCUCAUUCAUUAGUCGUUCGAAGGGCACCUGGGGGGCGAAUAAAACCUUAGACGCACUACGGGGCCUCUUGGCGGUGAAUUCAACGAGAGGACAGCGCUUCUUCGCGGCGGCUCAACCGGUACCCUCGCCGGAGCGUCGUGGAACAGCGGAACCGGUGUUGAACGCUUCCUUAGCGGAAGUGGACCCAGAUAUUGUGGAAAUAAUAGAACGAGAGAAGCAGCGUCAGUGGUCUUGUGUGACGCUCAUUCCGUCGGAGAACUUUGCACCGAGAGCCGUUCUCGAGGCCAUUGGGUCGCCUCUAACCAACAAGUAUUCGGAAGGCCGACCAGGGGCCAGGUAUUAUGGAGGGAAUGAGUGGAUUGACCGCUCGGAAAUGCUAUGUACGCAAAGGGCACUGGAAGCGUUUUCCCUGGAUCCAGAGCGCUGGGGGGUUGACGUGCAGGCGCUCUCCGGGUCACCAGCGAAUAUGGCCGUCUAUACUGCCCUGCUACGGCCCCAUGAUCGCAUCAUGGCGCUUGACCUACCGCACGGCGGCCAUUUGAGUCACGGGUUCAUGACAGCCAAGAAGCGUGUGUCCGCUACGAGCAUCUUUUUCGAGAGCAUGCCCUAUCGCCUAAACGAGGCUACCGGGCGCAUCGAUUACGACAAGCUAGAGGAAUUGGCGAACCUCUUCAGACCCCGUUUGUUGAUUGCGGGCGCUUCGGCUUACUCGCGGCUCUAUGACUACGAGCGGAUGCGCAAAAUCGCCGACUCGCAAGGGGCAUACCUCCUUGCCGAUAUCGCGCAUAUUAGUGGUCUGGUUGCGGCUGGUGUGAUACCGUCGCCGUUCGAAUAUGCAGACGUCGUCACGACGACGACACACAAGGCGCUUCGGGGCCCGCGCGGUGCGCUCAUCUUUUACCGCAAAGGCGUGAAGAGCAAGGACCCCAAAACAGGAAUCAUAGAGGAGUACGACCUGGAAAAUCCAAUUAAGAACGCCGUGUUCCCCGGACUCCAGGGCGGACCUCACAACCAUACAAUCUGUGCCUUAGCAGUAGCCCUGAAGAUGGCCAAAUCACCAGAGUUCAAAGAGUACCAGCGCCAGGUUCUUGCGAACGCUCAGGCGCUCGCUCGCGGUUUGACGGAACGCGGCGUUAGCAUUGUGAGUGGCGGCACAGACAAUCAUCUGCUGUUGUGCGACCUGCGCUCCCGUGGUUUGGAUGGAGCUCGUGCUGAGCGAGUUCUUGAGCUCGCAGAUAUUUCGCUCAACAAGAACACGGUACCAGGUGAUCUAAGUGCGAUGAAUCCUUCCGGCAUUCGGAUGGGUGCGCACGCCAUGACGACUCGGGGCUGCACAGAAAAAGACUUUGCACGCAUUGCCGAGCUCGUUGACGAGGGACUGAAGGUUACGGGAGAGCUCAAGAAGAUUGCUGGACCCAAGCUCAAGGAUUUUCGAGCUUUAAUGGCGGACGGCGCUGAGGGCACGCGCUUUCCUUCCUUGUUGGAGCUUCGGGACAAAGUGCACCGCUUCGCUCGACAGUUUGACCCCGUUGGUUGGUCCAUUUCGGAAAUGAAGUACCGCGACUAG